UUCAACCCACACACAAACGUCACAUUAAUCCCUUCCUUGUUCGAUGGGGAAUUCCAAAAGUAAAACCUACAAACGAGUUCUAGUUCCAAUCUCGGAAGAACAAUUAUUGGAUAUAUUCAAGAGCCAUGAUCAAGACGGAGACGGAAAGCUAUCAAAGGAGGAAUUGAAGCAAGCAUUUAGCUAUCUUGGGUCACGUUUCAGUGCCUUUAGAGCUGAAGAAGCCCUACGCACCGUUGAUGAUAACCAUGACGGUGUUGUCAGCAUGGACGAGAUGAACAAGCUAAUUCAAUAUACCAAAGUUGAUCGGGAUGAUAACUUGAAUGACUAGACUAGACUAGAGUUCGUGAUCCAACUCAACCCAAUCCUUUACAGAUAGGGUAAGGUUGGAUGAUC
Molecule: messenger RNA, 393 nt
Organism: Cucurbita pepo subsp. pepo (vegetable marrow)
Lineage: Eukaryota; Viridiplantae; Streptophyta; Magnoliopsida; Cucurbitales; Cucurbitaceae
Source: RefSeq, a predicted model, not a curated record